CGUUCACCUCCACUCAGGAUGUUUGUGACCACAGUUUGUCUGUGCUCCUACAUGAGCAGAAUAUGUUAUUUCAAAAUCCGUACUCCCAAAAUUUGGUGAAAUAAUACAACAAAUUGUGUGUGUGUGUGUGUGUUUGUGUGUGAGUGCAGUUACAGUGAAAUUACAAUAUUUCUCAUGUUUUAGCGGCUGUGCCUAAAGCCUACACUUCAACAAACCUAUCAAAAAAAAAAUCUGGCACAGUGAAAGUCUCAAUAGGGUUCGUAGGAUAUUUGUAAAUGCUUGUUUCUAUCAAGUUUGCAAAAAUCACAUCAGUCCAUGCAGUGCUGGAAACCUAACAGGUCAUUCCAUGCUACACACAUACAACAUAGGAAUACACUGAGAGGUCUUUCUCAAAAGAUGUAAAAUGUAAAUUGUUUAUACAUGUUGAUGGCAUUCAAUGAACACACAUUUUGGACACUGGGAAGGCUUUUUCUUGAAACUGCAUGCAGUUGAGAGCAUCUUCUAAAAUGUGAAGGCUGUUUGUUGGUCAGAUUACAUUGUAAAGCGAGCCUAAAACGCUGAAAGAUUUGAGACUGUAAAGAAAUCAAACAAAAUUGAUGAUUUAUUUUAAUACCAUUAACUCUCCAUUUCCUCUCACUUUUGUUAUUUGAACAACUAAAUGCCUUUUGAUCAAUAUAUUCCAGUAUACAUGAUAAAAAGCGCAGGCCAAGGAUAUUGACCUGAGUAAGAUGAUAUGAUUAUAGAUAAAAAAAACACAUUCAAAAAAGGAAAAUAAAAUAUAAUAAUAAUCUUGUAGCUCCAAUCUCCAAGGUGAGAUCUGUCAUUUUGAAAUUUUCAUGAACACAGGAACGAUCCAGUGACGUCAGCACCCCUGAGUAACAGCUCCACCCAGUGGAGAGCUGUGGAAACGACUGGAAAGUUCCUGAAGACUCUGGAGCUCCUCCAGUUCGAAUAGAAAAGCUGGGACAGUCCCACUGCUGAGACAGAAAGCAACACAAGCAACACAGAAGAGGACAGACACUUUAACAGUGUUUCAUCUCACAGCAAGAGGACUCAACGCUAAACACGCAGAGGAGAUGCUGUGCUCUCAUGGACUCCAGUCUGCCCUCAGUCCAUUCAUGGACUUCUACUGGCCUGUACGCAGUCUGUGGCCAGAGGUCAGACCUCUGCUCUACCAGCAGGAUCUGCUGCAGAGAAACCUACAGGAGCUCCGCAGCAGUCUGGAGCUGAUGGACAAACUUCAACACGAGAUCCUGGAGGAGACAGAGCCUUUCCAAAGCAGCGUGGCCCUGCAGCCGGUCUCCUACCAGCUGCAGGAAGAGGGAGAGCACUUUGGCCUGACCCUGGACACUCAAGGCUUUUCCCCAGAGGAGCUGUCUGUCAGGCAGGUGGGCAGGAAGCUGAGAGUCAGCGGGAAGACAGAGCAGAAGCAGGAGGACGGGAAAGGCUCCUACUUUUACAGACGCCAGGAGUUCAGACAGGAGUUAGAUCUGCCGGAAGGCCUGAACCCUGAAGCCGUCACCUGCUACCUGGCUCCAGACGGGAAGCUCCGCAUCCAGGCGGCCAAAGCUCCAUGUGUGGAGGAGGCUGAGAGAGAGCUGACUAUCAAGAGGAGCUCGGAGGAGAAAACACAGCAGAGUGUGUGUUCACACACAGAAGGCAGCAGCACAGAGACAGACAGCAGCACACAGCACAAACCUGAAAACAUGGACUCAUCUACAUGUUGUUCAAACAAUGUAUAAUGAAUGUGUUUUAUACAAGUGUUACUGUAAAUGAUGAACAUAUACGCUUUUGUAUGUUAAAAGUUUACUAUAAUCAAUAAAUGUAUCUAACUAAACUAUGUUUUCCUUUCAUUUUAAAUCUGUAGCCAA
This is a messenger RNA of Siniperca chuatsi (mandarin fish), 1871 nucleotides long. RefSeq names its product heat shock protein 30-like. Lineage: Eukaryota; Metazoa; Chordata; Actinopteri; Centrarchiformes; Sinipercidae. The record is from RefSeq and is a predicted model, not a curated record. Gene Ontology annotation, biological process: response to heat; protein refolding. The coding region runs from base 1077 to 1742 and encodes 221 amino acids. The transcript has a single exon. Gene Ontology annotation, molecular function: protein folding chaperone.